AUGUACGAAGAAUGUGGAAAGAAGAGCCUCAGUCCUGUGGAGAGGACCUAUGGAUGCCUUGAGUGCGGGAAAACCUUCAAACGGCGCUUUUCGCUUGUACUGCACCAAAGAACUCACACUGGAGAGAAACCAUACAUGUGCAAGGAAUGUGGCAAAACCUUCAGCCAGAUUUCCAACCUUGUUAAACAUCAGAUGAUCCAUAGUGGGAAGAAGCCCCAUGCGUGUAAGGAGUGCAGCAAAACAUUCAGUUAUCUUUCAUUCCUCGUGGAGCAUCAGAGAACGCACACUGGGGAGAAGCCUUACGAAUGUCCUGAGUGUGGAAAGGCCUUCAGCCGGGCCUCAAACCUCACCAGGCAUCAGAGACUGCACGUGGGGGAGAAACCCUAUGAAUGCGUUGACUGUGGGAAGACAUUUCGCCGUUCCUCACACCUUGCAAGACAUCAGAGCAUUCAUACGACCAAAACGCCCUAUGAGUGUACCGAAUGCUCAAAAGCCUUUCGCUGCCACUCAUUCCUUGUUAAGCAUCAGAGAAUUCACACUGGAGAGAAGCUCUAUGAAUGUGAAGAAUGCGGUAAAGUGUUCACUUGGCACGCCUCCCUCACGCAGCACAUGAAAAUGCACGCUGGAGAGAAACCGUACGCGUGUGCUCAGUGUGACAAGACCUUCAGCCGCAGCUUCUCUCUCGUUUUACAUCAGCUCACUCACACGGGGGAGAAGCCCUGUGUAUGUGAGGUCUGUAACAAAUCCUUCAGCUGGAGCGCCGACCUGGCCAAACAUCAGAGAACUCAUACUCUAGAGGAUUCCUAUGAAUAUGAAACGUCAUUUAAUUGCCACACAUUCCUUCCCGAAUCCCAACAAAUUCACAUUGGAGAGGAGACCUAA
Elephantulus edwardii (Cape elephant shrew) is the source of this 882-nucleotide messenger RNA. RefSeq names its product zinc finger protein 140 (gene ZNF140). Bases 1 to 882 code for a protein of 293 amino acids. The record is from RefSeq and is a predicted model, not a curated record. The transcript has 3 exons. Lineage: Eukaryota; Metazoa; Chordata; Mammalia; Macroscelidea; Macroscelididae.